AUGGAUCUCUACGCGAAGAUGCGCGCCAUGGGCGCUCCGCCCGUCAAGAGAGCGAAAGCCUGUGCCCCCCGCCCUUCGUGCAAGCCAGAGAUCGCCAUGGACGACGAGAUGCAGCAGCAGGAUUCGCUUCAGGAGAUUCAAGCAUCAAUCGUCCGCCCCCUGGUCGAGCCUAAGAUCGAGGAGCUCAGGUUGGAUGCAGCUGGCCCUCUCACUCCAGUCCAAGCGUCGCCCACUGCAGUGAAGGCUGGGUUCCCCAAGAAGCGGAAGGUCACCGCACUAAACCACAAUAGGAUCAGCUCACGGACCAGCCAUGCGAUGACGCCCGUGCCGACGAAGCUCAUGCAGCUGGAGUCGCAGAUGACGGGCCUCGUGCUGCGCGGGGUCAAGGAGCAGAUCUUGGCAGCGGUCGUGCCUGGUGACGUGGACGUGGCCUUGCGGAAGAAAUUGUACUCUGCAAUCUCACGGGCGCUCAGUCGCCCGAAUAUCCCGUCAGAGAUCGUGGCCAAGUGGGAGGCUGACUCCAAGAAGAACGCCAGCAAAUUCGCCUUUCUACAGGCGUAUGUGCAGGAUACGAGCUGCGCGGUCAUGGUCAUCCAGGAGAGGCACACCAGGACGAAGUCGGUCUACAGGGAGAAGACCAUGAUAUGGGCAACUAAGUUUCAAGUGUAUGCGAUGUACCCUGCCCACGCGAGUGAGGAGACGAUGCAAAUUUGCAACGACAUGCUGAAGCACGCCAAACAGAGGUGCAGCGAUGACGCCAAGCACAAGCGGGACAAGAGGUUCAACAUCUACUACGUUCCACUCGCCAACAUCGAGGGCAGCAAGGACGAGGUUGCCCGCCAGACCAGCGCGACUCUGACGGGCCACGUUGAUGAGAUGAAUGCUGGGAUGGCAGCAGAUCUGGUGAGGAGCUUGGGUCGAGGCAUCGAGAAGGAUGAGAAGCCCCACACCGAGAAUGACUCGGGCCCGACGCGGGCCAAAGCCAAGGCCAAGGCCAAGUCGGCUCCUAAGGCUGCCAAGAAGCCUGCCAACCUUUCCCCACGUUCUCUGACUACGGUGGUGAUCAACAAAUUGUCGGCGGACAUCUCGGCCAUCAACCGGGUGCUCAAGGCGUUGGAUACCUGCCAGAAUAAGUUCAAGCAGUCGGUGAUUGAUGCGAUCCAGAUCAGCGAGCCCAAGGUGACGUCUGCUCUUGCUACCUUCCACGAGCUGCUGCAAGGCGACCGACCAACCUUGUCGGACGUGGUCGAGAAGUUCCACUCCAUCAAAGGUGAUUCUGAUUCACUCAGCGAGGACUUGCUAGAGGCCCGAAGGAUCCUCGGCGAGAACAUCAAGAAGCCGACGUCUGUCUUUGACGGGCAGCUCGAGGCCAAGAUGAGGGCUGCGGAGGCGCAGCUCGACACGGCGGAUGGCGUCGACGCCGCUGCCGACCUCCAUGCCACGGAUGGCAAGGAGGAGUCAUGA
Messenger RNA from Prorocentrum cordatum, 1464 nucleotides. The record is from the annotation of a GenBank genome assembly. NCBI's taxonomy places the organism in Eukaryota, Dinophyceae, Prorocentrales, Prorocentraceae.